Messenger RNA from Phytophthora nicotianae INRA-310, 4241 nucleotides. RefSeq lists its product as hypothetical. The record is from RefSeq and is a predicted model, not a curated record. The transcript has 2 exons. Bases 1451 to 3400 code for a protein of 649 amino acids. Lineage: Eukaryota; Oomycota; Peronosporomycetes; Peronosporales; Peronosporaceae.
AGAGCGUGUGAGUUUUACAGUAAACAGACUCGUUUUUUUGCACUCCGACUAUCCAUUUGCAGUCGGACGCACGGCGGCACGCAAGUUGCAGUCGCCUGCCUGCGCUGGCGACUCGCCGUGGAUAGCUUCGACUAGUGCAGCCGACGUUUAUUAUUCCGGUUGGAUCGAGGACGUUGAGCGGCUCAGCUUGAGCCGAGUUGAAGUCGUUGGUGUGGGACUCGGGCGAUCUUAAAAUUUACUAGCACAACCGGCGGCCGACAGUCGGACCCAUAGGCGAGCAAUCCUAGGCUCCGAUACUACCGCGGUAGCCGCCGAGUCCGACCUCAUCCGCAUUGCUUACAAACCAGAGUUAUGGCCUAAUGCUGGGUAUGAAAAUGUUGGCAUAAAUAUUUGCAGUCCUGGUGAAAGAUUUAUCAACAAGUUCGCGAUCGCCGGUGGUGGUUGUCCCACGGCUUUCCCGUAUAAUAAUACAAACUUCGAGAGAAAGUGAGACUUUCGCAACUGAAACGCGUCUCCCGAACACGGCCCGUCUCCCUCGCUCUCUAUCGGGUCAGCCACUCAAGUCGCCAUUGCUCAAAUUGCAAACAAGCGGUGAGAGUACUGUACCAACAUGACGAACUCGCUGCCUGCGUGCACGGGCGUCUUUAUGCGCGCGCACUGCCCGCACCCUCGGCUUUUCGAGGAGGAAUAUAAGCGGUGAGUAGCCACAGCACACGACCGUCAGCUGGGGUCGCGAAAUACUUAGAGGGCCGUCGUCAGCGCCACCAGCUGAUCUUCCCAGGCUGCACGCGCACCACGUGCGCGUGCGCCCAAACUGGCGGCUAGUGCUUGGUCUGUUGCUUGAGUUCCUUUCGAUGUCUGACUGGCUUAUUCCCUCUAUUCUGUUGUAACGUUAUUCCACUCGCAGGAGCAACCGAAACCGAGGCACAAAGGUGUGUACAACGCGCGAUUGCGGAACAGCUUUAGUCUAGUGUUUUCUUCGAUUCAACUAGUGUGGUUCUGGAAUUCUCAUCGGUUCUUGCUAUUAUUUGCAUUAAAAAAUGCCUCCAACCUAAAAACAACAGAUCUUGCGGUGCGUUUUGAAUAAUGAUAAGCAACUCACGGUGUAUGGACGUAACAAUGCAUUCGUUUGUUGUUUUCUAGGUGCUUUCCACAUUGCUGUCCACAUCAUGUAGACAGGAGCUACUGCGGGUCGUCGCUCGAAAUCGUGUUGCGUUUCGAUAACGAGACGGAUGACCCGGCGGACGAUGGAAGUUUCAUACCAUUUGACAUCACGAACGUCGUCGUUUUCGCUCGUUUCGAGGUGGACGGCAAACCUCCCAGUGACACGAAAACGUUGCGGUACUUGCGUAGCGUCUGUCAGAGUGAGGUAAACCCAGAGGGUUCGUGGAUCGAGGGUGUGCGGCAAACAGCAGCAGACAGACAGCAAUAUUCGCAACAACUGCCUCCAAUGCGAUCAGCGAACUCUCAAGAAAAUGCACAACCCGAAUCAACAACAUUCGUACUAAACGGCCAGGCGUAUGCCAAGUGGUACUACCACUGGGGCAGCGGGGCCAACAAGGUGCAGCGCGCGACGAAGCACGUGCUUAAAGCUUACGUUUUCUACCAGACACGGGCUCAAACCCAGCAAGGAUCCGUUCACCAGGAUCAGGCUAGAGACGGAACGCUCGCGUUAAUGUGCGUGGUAACAUCUCCACCAUUUACGGUGGUCUCAUAUCGUCGCGCACCGCUGGAUGUAUCCACUGGUCUAGUAGGGUCUCGCUCUGAUGCUACAGCAUCAACGGUGCCGCAUUACGCGACGGAUACCUAUCACCCCGUUGAUCCACGAUUGCGAAGUCUUGUGCAGCACCAAAUCUCGAGAGCUUUCCAAGAGUACAACCAGCAACAACAACGGGGCUCACGUAGUGGAUCUUCGGAUGAGCCAUUGCGUUUAUUGGAUGACCAGGAUGAGAAUCGAGCCCGCAGCGAUGUUCGUGGUCCGUUUGGUCGCUAUCGGCAAUUGCAGGAGCGUGAGGGUCUUCGAUUCCGACUACUAACUCCAGAUGAUGCAGCACUCUCGGCAUCAUCAUUGCACAGUCAGAUUCAAACCAGAGGACCGCGACUCGUUUUUGACAGUAUUACAAAAUGCAGUAAUGACCACCCGCACUGGCGCGACGCGAUACAGGAUGACGACGAUGCAUUCAUAAACAAUGACAACGAAGAUGAUACUCGUGAUGAAGCAGUUCCAAAAACACUACCUCCUAGCUGGAUCACGCAAGCUGCGUCAGCCUCUGAGGUCAAAGCCUCUGGGCCAGUACAUGUAGGAAUGCCACCGUCAACAACCUACCCAGGCAGCCAUGCGGAAAAGGCUGGGAGUGUCGCUCUUCGACGAUUCAAGCAGCAACAGCAACAACUCGAAACCCACCAGCGCGAAUUGCAGCAGCUUACAGAUCUGGCUAUUGUGCACUACUUUGCAUCCCGCGUCAUGACUAACGAUGCCGCAAGUCUAGCUAAUCUGGAGAUCGUAUUUACGAUAACGAUUUCACAACACUGGCAGUACGCCUCUAACGGGGCAACGCAUCUUGCAAGGUUGCUGUUGUCCAUUGCAAAGAGCGGGAGAACUCAAGCCUCUUCUGUGGCUCGGAGCAAUCCCGAGCGCGAUCAGUUGAUGCUUGCGAUGGCAGAAGUAUGCGUUUGGGCCUUCUCACCUGAGAACAUCGAGUUAGUGCAAAGUUUGUUGGCUGCGUGUCACCCGUUGCUGCUUGAGAACGUCAACUCCCGCGGAUCUGUAGUUGAUGGAGCGGAACUCCGUGAGGCGUACUUGGAUAGUGCUGGGCGUUGUUGGAGUGCUUUGGACCGAUUCCUGCAGACGCCGAGGGCGACUCAGACAACGAUCCGUAGCGUGCGUAGAUUGAGCGAUGCUGUUUUGGGCGUCGUCUACAGCGAUCCAGAGCUGGAAGGACUACGCUCUGGAUUGAGAAGCAUGCUUCAACGACCCACGAUAGUUCUCGAAGAUAGCAAGGAGAAUGUUCCUGCAGGUUCGGACGCUAAUGACUCAGUUAUCCCACGUUGCAAUCUCGCAGGGUGGCAAAGCUUCGUGGCUCAAGUGCGAGAAGUCUAUCUGAGAAACCAGUAUUCGGGGAGUGGGCCCAUGGAGGUGGCGAGCCAGUGGACAGCAGACUGGUUGCUACUGCCAGAUAGCCUAUCGGUCUCCCCUUACGUGGCACAUUCGAGAAGCGAUGACAAUUUCAUGCAAACAGGGGGGUUGUCAGACCAGGAUGUACCUUCAAUGUGGACAUCGUGCCUAGCGCUAUCGCAACUACUGCAUCUGAAGCUUGCCGUCGCUGGAGAUCCGGUGCAUACUCUUUACGUGCGUAUAGCACUAAGCUCAACGCACUUUAAAGUCCAUUUGUUUGCCUAACCUAAAAUUUAUGCUGCGUCUUACGUAGAUGCAAGCGGAGCCAUCCGUGCUGUCUCGACAUAACGCGUGGCUACGACUUAUUUGCGAUGGCCGGGUUCGAGUGGCUCCAGUUACUCCCAACGGCUUAACAAGCUUGCUGGGCGGCGCUUCUUGUGGCUUUGGGGGUGACUAUGUAGCGUAUCGUCUAGAGCAGCAAGAACCAUCGAAUUAUUCAAUUUGCUUGGAGUUUUACUGGUGGCCAGUUGGGAAAACCCCAUCUGAUCGAGUUAUCGCAUUCCGAAGCACCAUGACAUUGAAGACGACAACCAACGGCGCGUUCCUGGAAGUGCGUUUGAAUCUGGAGCGAGGCAUCGUGGACCACCAGACUGUCGUGGCGGCGGAGUUUCCUGAGCUGGAGCUUUGGUCACCAACUGAACGAGUUCAGGCCGUCGAUAUCUGGGAGCCCUGGCUCUCGAUCGAGGGUGUUUACGCGAGGAAAUGAGGAAGUUGAAGUGCAAAGCGCGACUACCAAAAGUGUUUUUAUUUGUUGCUCACGGCUUCGCUAUUGUCCAAGAUAUUGCCCACCGUGUUAACUGGAGCAAAGCUGGAUCCAUCACCGGUGGAUGUCAUAGCGUACGUAUACAUGUAGAAGUCGCGCUUCACGAAUCAAUGUGAAAUCUCGAGAAUAAAAAAAAACAAGUAGGGAGCGUACAUAUAUGUCUGAACCUUUGGAGAAGAACUUGCGAACGAAGUAUUGUCCUGGAGGAAUGUUAGAAAUAGCGCCUGUAUUAUGUGCUUGAUUCAAUUUGAAUCGCUCAAAUUGUAACAGAAAACGAUUUUAGUGCACGGAACACUUCACUAA